Molecule: messenger RNA, 3456 nt
Organism: Equus quagga
Lineage: Eukaryota; Metazoa; Chordata; Mammalia; Perissodactyla; Equidae
Gene: STYK1
Product: serine/threonine/tyrosine kinase 1
Exons: 11
Coding region: 503-1786 (427 amino acids)
Biological process (GO): protein phosphorylation; multicellular organism development; cell surface receptor protein tyrosine kinase signaling pathway
Cellular component (GO): signaling receptor complex
Molecular function (GO): ATP binding; transmembrane receptor protein tyrosine kinase activity
Source: RefSeq, a predicted model, not a curated record
UUGAACUGCAUGUGUGUUAAGAGGAAAGGGAUUUUAUCUACAUUUAUGCCAAUGUUUUGAAGGAAAGCCACACUCCUGAGACCAUUGUCGUGGGGCAGUUGUGAUCAAAGUUUGAGAACCUCAGGUAGAAUGUAAUUUUCAGGAAUGCUAAGUUGAACUCUUGGUCUGAAAGUAAUUGUGUUACACAGAUGAAUCCUUGCUGGACGAGGAAGCUGUAACUAUCGCCUUUGAAGAACACCUUUACAUUCUCAUUAAUUCUCACUAGAGUCCUCUGAGGAGAGAAACAGGAGUCCUGGUCCCUAACCUAGGAAGAGAAGGACUGCCAAGGUCAAGUGAUAUGCCUCCAGAUGCUCGAUGAAUCACCUACCCAUCCAGAAUUAGAACUUCAAACCUCUGACUCUGUUAUCAUAGCACCAGAGCGACUAAAUCCUUGGGAAUUGUUCUCAGCCAUGCUCUGUGCAUUCUCUGUGGGUCAAGCAUAGAAGUGGACAGCUGUCUGGCAAUGGGAGAUGAGAAGGGCAUGACACGAAAGCUACUGGAAUGCAGUCUCAGUGACAAAUUGUGUGUUGUCCAGGAGCAUCAGUAUGAAAUCAUCAUCAUCCCAACUCUCCUGGUUGGCGUGUUCCUCAUCCUUCUUGGGGUCAUCCUGUGGCUUUUUAUCAGAGAACAAAGAGCUCAACAACAGUCUUCUGGACUCCGAGGCAUUGCCCCCGUGCCUCCAUCAAGGAGCCUAAGCUGGGAAGCAGCAGGACAUGGAGAAAGUGUGUUUGUGCCACUUAAGGAGACAUCGUUGGAAAGCCUUCUACAAACUACCACACAUGCCCUAGCUAAGCUGCAAGUGCCCCGGGAGCAACUCUCUGAUAUUCUGGAAAAGAUCUACAAUGGUAGUUAUGCGACCAUCUAUCGAACCAAGAUGUACACUGGGGACCCUGCUAAGCCCAAGAGUGUUGUCCUCAAGGCUUUAAAAGAACCAGCUGGCCUCCAAGAGGUGCAGGAUUUCUUAGGGCGAAUCCAAUUCUAUCAGUACCUGGGGAAGCACAAGAACCUGGUACAGCUGGAAGGGUGCUGCACAGAAGAACUGCCACUCUAUAUGGUAUUGGAGGAUGUAGCCCAAGGGGACCUGCUCAGCUUUCUCUGGACUUGUCGCCGGGAUGUGAUGACCAUGGAGGGCCUUCUUUAUGAUCUCACAGAAAAACAAGUAUAUUACAUUGGGAAACAGGUCCUUUUGGCUUUGGCAUUUCUCCAGGAUAAGCAACUGUUCCAUGGGGAUGUGGCAGCCAGGAAUAUCCUGAUCCAAUGUGAUCUUACUGCUAAGCUCUGUGGGCUGGGCCUGGCUUAUGAAGUCUACACUCAAGGGGCCCUCUCCUCUACUCACACUGUACCUCUCAAGUGGCUCGCCCCAGAACGGCUUCUGCUGAGACCAGCUGACAUCAGAGGAGACAUCUGGUCCUUUGGAAUCCUGCUCUAUGAGAUGGUAACUCUAGGGGCACCACCAUAUCCUGAAGUCCCUCCUACCAACAUUCUACAGCAUCUACAAAGAAGGAAGAUCAUGAAGAGACCCAGUAGUUGCACACACACCAUGUAUAGUCUUAUGAAGUCCUGCUGGCGCUGGAGUGAGGACAGCCGUCCCUCACUUAGAGAGCUAGACUCACGCCUCGAAACUGCUGCUCGAACUGCAGAUGACAAGGCUGUGUUGCAAGUACCAGAGUUGGUAGUGCCUGAACUGUAUGCAGCUGUAGCAGGCAUCAGUGUGGAGAGCCUUUCCUACAGCUACAGCAUCCUUUGAAGAUCCCAGGACAAGAAACAUUUAUGAGUGAUUGUAAACUCUUGGAACCAAUUCCUCCAAGAGCAGAGAAUAGUCUUUCUAGUGGGACAUAAAGAGAGAAAUGGGACAUGGAUCUUGGAUCUUCCCCUACAUAUUCCCUAGAUACCUGAAAUGAUGCUAGAUGAGGCUCUACAUACCAUAUGACCUUGAGACUGAGAAAUACAGUUUCAUUUCUGCUGUACCAAUCCUAAAGACCCAGGGUAGAAAUGGUGGAUAAUGUCAUUGCAAAGGAGGUUUUAGAAAUCUGCAGUAUUUGUUGAAGCAUGGCACAAAUAUGCAGGUCCCUCCAACCACAGGCUAGCUUCCUCCUGAAGCAUGCUUUUAUCUCAACUAUUAGAAGGUCCUGAGAAAUUGGAAUCAAAUGAGGGAAUAGAAAGCCAGUAAAGAAGUUGAUGAAAAAGUAAAUUAAAGAUUUUAUUUGCUAAGGAGUAUAGAUGUGGACCAAGUUCAUCCUUCAAAAAGAAAGAGGAGGAAGUACAUAAACUUCUUCAGUUCUGGUCUCUUCAUGCAGGGCUGGAGGAGAAUAAUGAAGGAAUACUUCUGAGUUUUCUAUUGGCUAUAGAUAAGAGAAAGAUGGUCCCUUUUAUCUAAUUCUGAGAGAGUGGUACCCUGUUGGUCCUACUUUUAACUAGAAGCUGGAGGGGUCAGUUCAUGAUAAAGAACAUUCAAUAUGUAUUGUUCAUCGGCUGGCUUCCUGGUCUCCAUAAGACUAUGGAAACUGAGCCUAAGAGUCAGUUUGGUCAGCGAUGAAUAUACUAUGUGUGUAUUUAAUAAAUAGGAACUGUGGAAACCAAGCAAGAAUGCUUAGUAAGCCAGAAUGUCUUUAACAAGGGCUAAAAAAGGAUACAUACUGAGAUGGAAAGAUGGUAGCUUCUAAUUUUCAAUUAUGUACUGAUGUACUGUGAAACUUAUUUCAUUAAAUUAAUAUUUAUUGAGUGAAAGUAGGCUUUUUUGGUAUAUGGCUGCCAAAAUCUCUACAAUAGAGAGGAUAAAAAUAAUUAAAUGGACAUUAAUGUCAAUAGAAAAAUUCAAGAGACAAUCUACAUUGUCACAAAAGGGAUUCCUCAUGUGUAAAAUGGGGAUAAUAUCUACCUCACAGGGUUGUUGUGAGGAUUGAAUGAGAGUAUGUCUUUGUACAGUAUUUGGCACAUAUCAUGUGCUCAAUAAAUGUCAGUUUCCUUUCUUUUCCCCUUCCUAUCCUAGAAGCUUUCAUAUCUUUUUAAUUUAAAAUCUACUAUGGCCAAGAAGAGAAGCUCAGUCUGUCAGUCACACUGCAAAGCAGACAUGGCUAGAGAUGAUGGUGUGGUGCAAGUACCACAUGACUAAAAUGAUAAAGUCAUCAUUUUUGUGUGAGCUUCUGGAUGAUGACAGUGGUCUCCUACUAUUUCAAAAUACUGAAAUAUCAUGAUGAUGACAAUUCAGUAGAAUGUGUGAUCUGUGAUUUUAAAGAAUACUCUGGGAGGGACAUUUACGGCUGCUGUAGGAAAGAUGACUGGCAAUUAAAGUUUUGUAGAAGUCAGAGUCCUGAUGGAGUCGUGAUGAGUCAUCCAACUGAACAAUGAUCCUUGCACUGAGGGAAUACCAUAAGGACCAAUCAGGAUUUAAAUGGGUGGUAAGCGGCAGUAGGGAGG